Messenger RNA from Porites evermanni, 588 nucleotides. The record is from the annotation of a GenBank genome assembly. Lineage: Eukaryota; Metazoa; Cnidaria; Anthozoa; Scleractinia; Poritidae.
AAAGCACCGCACACCACACAGUGUAACAUUACACUGUGUUCAUUAAUUGUAGAUUGUUGCGUUGACUGCCUUUUGUUUUCUUAUUUUAGAUGGGAUAUGUCCAAACCUGACACACACUACCACAGCAACCCCAUGUGCCUUACCCUGGCUCAAGUAACAGAGUAUGUUGAAAAUGGGAAGAAGGAAUUCUGCUGUAUAAAUCAACCUCUGCUAAACAUUCCCCUAGACCACAUUGUGCUGGAUGAGCUACACCUUCUUUUGAGGAUCACAGAUGUUCCAAUGAAUAAUCUAAUUGAAGAUGCCAUCGAACGGGGUGACAAGGAAAGCAUACUAAUGGCACAAAGGAGGGAAAAGCUUGAGCGAGAGAAACAUCUUCGAAAAUUGGCAGAGACCAUAAACAGCUGUGGAUUGACUUUUAAUGUAUGGGAAAAGAAAAAUGCUGAUGGAAAGGGUUCUGGGACAGUGGAUUGGACAAGUUUAAUGGGGUAUGAAAAACGGAAGCUUCUCAAGCUCUUGCCAGAUAAAUUGGUAGAGCAAACGGAUGGAAUCCAUCAGGGUACAGCAUCCACUGUUAUAAAAAUCUGGAGG